This is a messenger RNA of Komagataella phaffii GS115, 2244 nucleotides long. RefSeq names its product Vacuolar protein sorting-associated protein 27. Gene Ontology annotation, molecular function: ubiquitin binding; metal ion binding; phosphatidylinositol-3-phosphate binding. NCBI's taxonomy places the organism in Eukaryota, Fungi, Ascomycota, Pichiomycetes, Pichiales, Pichiaceae. The record is from RefSeq and is a predicted model, not a curated record. Gene Ontology annotation, cellular component: ESCRT-0 complex. The transcript has a single exon. The coding region runs from base 1 to 2244 and encodes 747 amino acids. Gene Ontology annotation, biological process: protein targeting to vacuole; protein transport to vacuole involved in ubiquitin-dependent protein catabolic process via the multivesicular body sorting pathway.
AUGUCCUGGUUCAGUGGAAAGAACUCAGUUCCCUUGGAAAACAAAAUUAAUGAGGCAACAUCCGAGUUUAUACCCGACGGAGAAAUCGACCUAGAGGUUUCUCUGGAGAUCACCGAUAUAAUACGAUCCAAACAGGUUACUCCUAGGGAUGCAAUGAGAGCUCUGAAACGUCGAUUCAUGGGUUCCAACAAUCCCAAUAUACAGAAAUCCAGUAUCAAACUUAUUGACUUUUGUAUCAAAAAUGGGGGAAUACAUUUUGUCCAAGAAAUCAGUACCAAGGAGUUUCUGGAUCCCAUUGUAUUGAAACUACAUGAUAAGAGCCUAAACUCUGAGGUGAAGGCUCUAAUUUUAGACUCCAUCCAAAACUGGUCGAUUUUAUUCAGCACUAACCCCAAAUUGGAGUACGUGACAACCAUUUACAAUAAGCUCCAAGAUGAGAAGAUAUUCGAAUUUCCCUCAAUAUAUCACACCGAGACCAUUGGAGCAAGUUUUAUUGAAUCUGAGGUUGCACCAGAAUGGAUGGACUCAGAUGCUUGUAUGAUAUGCUCCGAUUUAUUCACCAUGAUAAACAGGAAACACCAUUGCCGUUCAUGUGGGGGAGUAUUCUGUGGACAACAUUCUGCAAAGAGAUGCAAGCUGCCAAAACUGGGCAUCACCCUACCGGUCAGAGUAUGUGAUAACUGCUAUGACCAGCAUAAGUCAAGAAAACAACGCCACAAGAAUUCAAACUCAGUGACGACCGCUGCCGCACCUUCUGACGCGGAUAUGGAUGCUGAUUUGAAACUGGCAAUCGAACUCUCAUUAAAGGAUAGCGGUGGUUCACAAUAUCCUGUGCCUGUUGCUGGUCCAAAAGUAUCUUCCACCGUUAAAGUUGAUGACGACGAUGAAGAAAUGAAAGCUGCGAUUGAAGCAAGUUUAAAAGAUUUGAAGCAAUCCCAGCCAUCCAAUCCACAUACCCAGACUGAAGAUGAGACACCAAAUUAUUAUGCAAAUCUUCUUCCAACUGCAAGUGUAGAUACGACUCCGAUUUCUAACCAGCAGCCUGAAGUUGUAACUUAUAGACCAGCUAAUGAGAUUCCCAUAUCAGAAGAAGAGAAGAGGUUCAGGCAAAACGAAGUUACUGGAGGCGAAGUGGCAGAUAUCCAUUUGUUCAGUACUUUAGUAGAAAGAUUGAGGGAGCAACCGACUGGAUCAGUGCUGCAGGAUCAAGAACUUCAAGAUUUACAUUCCAAAGUUACACUUAUGAGACCCAAGUUGAAUAAGAGCGUUGCGGAUUCGGUUCAAAAGUAUGACCAAUUUGUUGACAUGUAUUCAAAGAUCGACACGAUUACCAGGCUUUACGAUGAAUUGUUAGAAAUAAGACUAGCUCAUGUGACGGGGAGACCGCUACACCCACAAUCUACUGGAAGGAGCUCCAUUCAUUACCGCCAACCAGGUUCUCGAUUUUCAUCAAUUGAUCAUUCCUCUCAGCAUCCACUACAGGAUCCUACUCAUCACAUUCAGCAACCAUAUUACGAACCAUCCAAUGAUAGCCAGCAUCCUCCUGCAUUAGCACUGAGUUCAGAACCUCCAGGAGACUUAAAGUAUCCUUCUGAGCCUGCUCAAUAUCAGGUAUCACCACCGUCUAGAAGACAAAGCUAUCAGAGUCACUCCUCCUACCCGGCGCCACCUCAACUAGCAAAGAUAGACUCGGGUGUACCGCAACACGCAUCAAACUCAGUCUACCCGGCUCCACCUCUGCUUGCUAGGAUCGAUUCGACUUUAUCACGGGACACAUCUCACUCUAAUUAUCCGCCUGAGCAACUUCCUUAUCCGCAACCAGGAUAUCCAAGUUAUCAGCAAAAUGUACCAAUGUAUGAAGGCUCCCCUAAAGAUACUAGAAGUCCCGCAGAAUUUAGCCCAGAGUACUCAAAUAUUCCUGAGUCUGCGGAAACUCCACUCGGCUACCCACAACCACCAUAUGAGGCUCACCCUGAGCCAUAUUCGCCGCAGUACAGUUACGAUAAAUACGAUCAGAGGGAAGUUCAAAGGCAUGACAGCGUUCGAUAUAAUCCAGCACCUAGCUACCCAAACAGUGGUUAUUCAUAUCCUAGAGCUGAUCAGAACCAGAACCAAAACCAACAUCAAAUCAAUGCUGUCAAUAGGGAACAAGCUACUACCUGGCCUCAAGUUCCGCAAAAUAGUCCACCGCCGGUUCCUACAGUCGAAGCCAAAGAGCCUGAUGCGCCUUUGAUAGAACUCUAA